AUGGAAGAAGUUAGGUGCCCCGAGCAUGGCACCUUCUGUCUUCUGAAGACUGGUGUCCGCGAUGGUCCAAAUAAAGGAAAGAGCUUCUACGUGUGCCGUAUGGAGGCGUGCGGCUUCGUCCAGCCCACCAACAUUCCUGUUUCCUACUGCUUACUGCAUGACAACUUUGUGGUAGAGCUUCAGUGUUUGCUUCGACCAAAGGGUGAGAAAGAAUACAAAUUGUUCUACCGUUGCGUUGGAAGUAAGACAGAGAGGAAGUCCUGGUGUGGAAGUAUUCCAUGGCAGGAUCCUAAUUCCAAAGAACAUUCUGUAGCCAGCAAGGCUCAGGAUACCUCCGAGCCAUUUCAUCAUCUUUCCAGCCAGCAGAGAAACCCAUUCAAGGUACUUGACAAGAAUCAAGAACCGUCUCUCUGGAAACAGCUCACCAAAGGUGAAGGCGAGGAAAAGACAGUUGAUAAGAAACAAAGGGAAAAGGCAGAUCAGCUCUUGGAUCAAAAGAAGGAACAGAAGUCUGAGCCUACAUGCUGGGUGGAGAAAGAUCUCUCAUCUGCUACGGUGGUAAAGAAAAAAGAAGCUGCAAUUCCUGAGAAGCAGCAUGGGGAGAAAACAGAGUUUCAGUGUGACGUGAAGGAGACUGAAGGCACACAUCAAAGACAUCUUUCUGAAAUCACACCCAAAUCAGGGCCUGGUAAUGAACAGAGAAAACCAUCUACAUCUUUUCAGGAGGAAUCAAAUGAGCAGAACAGUAGUGUCCAAAAAGAAACAGCACCUCCAGGAGAAAAGGAAACUAGACUCUUGCCUUUAACUGUUCAGAGUCAGAAACCAAUAAACAAGCCCCAGAAAGGAGAGCACCCCAAGAACUGGGAGGCCAGAGAGACAAAAGCUAAGGAUGACUCAAGCACAAAGAGCCCCGGGGAUUUCCAGGCGCAGCUGGAGAUUCCUGAUGUGCCCCGUCCUCAACCCGCGGCCCAGUCUGCAUCAGUGGUGGCAGGCCUUUUCCUGAGAGAAGGACGGAAAACGGACACAAGCAGUGAGGACAGUGAGGAAGAUGAUGUUGUUUUUGUUUCUUCUAAGCCAGGGAACCUCCCAUGUGACUUGACUUUGGAUUCACAGAAGAAGGGGAAUCUUAAAUUACCUCAUCAAAGCGAACAAAGAAAAAUCUCUCCUACCUCAGGGUUUUCUACGAAGGUAGAGUCUUCAGACCCCACAGCCCAACGAGUGUAUCUUACAACACAACUGAAACAAAAGAAGAGCACUCUGGCAUCAGUGAACAUCCAGGCUCUUCCAGACAAGGGUCAGAAGUUGUUGGGGCAAAUCCAGGCGUUGGAGGAAGCGCUCAGUGUUCUUACCAUCUCCCCAGAGCAAGGAACGAAUGAGAAGAGUAACACUGAAGCACCUCAACAAAAGAGCAGCUGCACCAAAACUACCGCUGCCCCUUCCCAUGUGGGUCAGUUUCUUCAACCUUCUAGUUCUAGUUCCCUAGGGCUGGAAGCUGGAGCCCCCAGUCCACACUGUGGAGAAAUUCCUUGUGUGAAUGAAUGGGCUAAAGGCAUUGAAGUAUUUUUCAGUGCGAUGUGCAGUCGCCUCCUGACCGGGAACACCUAUUUGUAUGCGGGCCAUACCAGCCAGGAUCGUCUCCAUGCAGUAUGGAAAAUCACAAGUAAAGCCAUUGAUGAGUUGCAUCGAUCACUGGAGUCGUGUCCUGGUGAGACCGCGCAGGCAGAAGAUCCUUCUGGGUUGAAGGUUCCUUUGCUUUUACAUCAGAAGCAGGCGUUAGCCUGGUUACUAUGGCGGGAAAGUCAGAAGCCACAAGGAGGAAUUCUGGCGGAUGAUAUGGGUUUAGGCAAAACUCUAACAAUGAUUGCACUUAUCCUGGCUCAGAAGAAUGAAGAGAAGCACAAAGAGAAGGACAGAAACUCCGUUACAUGGCUUUCUAAAGAUGAGCCCACUACCUAUACUUCCCAUGGAACACUAAUUAUCUGUCCUGCUUCCCUGAUCCAUCAUUGGAAAAAUGAGGUGGAAAAACGUGUGAGCCACAACAAACUAAGAAUCUAUCUCUAUCAUGGGCCAAACCGGGAUCAGCGUGCAAAAGUCCUCUCCUCAUAUGACAUUGUGAUCACUACCUACAGCCUUCUGGCCAAGGAGAUUCCCACACAGAAGCCAGAGGAAGAGGUCCCGGGUGCAGACCUCAAUGUGGAGGGCAUCUUAGUACCUUUGCUUCAAAUAGUCUGGGCUCGAAUCAUACUGGAUGAAGCUCACAAUAUUAAGAAUCCCCGAGUGCAGACUUCCAUAGCUGUGUGUAAGCUCCAAGCCCAGGCCCGUUGGGCUGUCACUGGGACCCCCAUUCAGAACAAUCUGUUGGACAUGUACUCGUUGUUAAAAUUUCUCCGUUGUUCUCCAUUUGAUGAGUUCAGUCUGUGGAAGAGUCAGGUUGACAAUGGUUCAAAGAAAGGAGGAGAACGACUAAGUAUUUUAACCAAGAGCCUUUUGCUGAGGAGAACAAAGGACCAGCUGGACUCCACCGGCAAACCUUUGGUGAUGCUGCCCCGGCGUAAAUGUCAGUUGCACCGUUUAAAGCUUUCUGAAGAUGAGGAGACUGUUUACAAUGUCUUUUUCGCAAGAUCAAGGUUGGCUCUGCAGUCCUAUCUAAAAACACAUGAAAAUGGGGAUAAGCAAUAUGGAAGAAGCCCUGAUAAUCCCUUCAGUAGAGUGGCACUGGAAUUUGGAUCCAGCGGGCCUGGACAUCCUGUGGUGGCUAACUCUCAGAGAUCCAGCACAGCCCACAUAUUGUCACAGCUGCUGAGACUCCGUCAGUGUUGCUGCCAUCUGUCUCUACUGAAGUCGGCCCUGGACCCAACCGAACUGAAGAGCGAAGGCCUCGUCCUUUCCCUGGAAGAGCAGCUCAGUGCAUUGACCCUGUCUGAACUCCACAGCCCAGAGCCGUCUUCCAUGGUUUGCCUUAAUGGCGCAUCCUUCAAGGUGGACCUUUUCAAAGACACACGAGAGAGCACUAAGAUAUCAUCCCUGUUGGCAGAAUUGGAGAGAAUCCGAAAAAAUUCAGAGUCCCAGAAGAGUGUCAUUGUUUCUCAGUGGGCCACCAUGCUGAAAGUCGUAGCAUUGCACCUUAGGAAGCAUGGAUUGACGUAUGCCACCAUUGAUGGCUCUGUCAACCCCAAACAGAGGAUGGACUUGGUUGAGGCAUUCAACAAUAAUCCCAGGGGUCCGCAGGUGAUGCUGAUCUCUCUCUUGGCUGGAGGUGUUGGUCUAAAUUUGACUGGAGGAAACCAUCUUUUUCUUCUUGACAUGCACUGGAAUCCAUCACUUGAAGAUCAAGCCUGUGACCGAAUUUACCGAGUAGGACAGCAGAAAGAUGUAGUCAUACACAGGUUUGUUUGUGAGAGAACAGUGGAGGAGAAGAUAAUGCAGCUCCAAGAUAGAAAGAAAGAUCUGGCCAAACAGGUCCUGUCAGGCUCAGGAGAAUCUGUCACCAAGCUCACUCUGGCUGACCUCAAAGUCCUUUUUGGCAUUUAA
This is a messenger RNA of Chrysochloris asiatica (Cape golden mole), 3531 nucleotides long. RefSeq names its product transcription termination factor, RNA polymerase II (gene TTF2). Lineage: Eukaryota; Metazoa; Chordata; Mammalia; Afrosoricida; Chrysochloridae. Gene Ontology annotation, molecular function: ATP-dependent chromatin remodeler activity; ATP binding; zinc ion binding. Bases 1 to 3531 code for a protein of 1176 amino acids. The record is from RefSeq and is a predicted model, not a curated record. The transcript has 24 exons.